Molecule: messenger RNA, 774 nt
Organism: Acaulospora colombiana
Lineage: Eukaryota; Fungi; Glomeromycota; Glomeromycetes; Diversisporales; Acaulosporaceae
Source: the annotation of a GenBank genome assembly
AUGAACAACUCUAAUGAUGGACUUAGCGUUAUGGGUCCAACUGGGUCCGCCAGUGGCUCUAAUCAGACGGUGGGCACCGGAUUGAAAAGCUGCACCCAAGAAAUUGCACCCACCGACUGUUUUCGCGUUGGGGGAAAAAAUGUGGUCCUUCUAGACACACCCGGUUUUGAUGACACAAAGGUUUCGGAUUACGAUAUCUUGGAAGGAAUUGCCGAAUAUAUGGUCAAAACAGUGGGAGGAAUAGCAGUUCGCAAUCUGCGGAUGUUUGAAAGCCUCUGUGGUGACGACCCCCUCAAGUCGGUCGUAGUGGUCACCAAUAUGUGGGGUCUGUUGCCAAACCUAGGUAUAGGAGAAGCACGAGAGCAGGAGUUAAGGCAAGAUCCAGACUUUUUUGCUAGGGUUCUCGCUGGAGGCGCAAAUCUCAUGAGACAUAGCGAAACAAUACAAUCUUCACACGCCAUCAUCUCUACUUCACUCACUGGCACUGGAUCCAAGAGGCUGGCCAUACAAACCGAGAUGGUGGACGACAGACUUCGACUAGACGAGACGUCUGCUGCCGCAGAACUCAUUAAAGACUUUGAUGCCAUGAUUCAAAAUUUGGAGCGGAGAAUUCAAAAGGAACAACGCGCGAGACCCGGUGAAACCGCCAAAGAUCGACGAGCCAGACAAGCGUCGAUUAAGAAGAUGCAGAAGAAGAUUUUGGAACUCGAGGAGCGCAAAAAGAACCUUGUUUUGCUAAGAGUGUCGAGCUAUGAGUUGGGUCUUGAUAGAUGA